AUGAACCGUGACCAUCUUCAAGUUCACCUGAACGCCAAAUCCACGACUUACGCCCUUGAGGCAUCUCUUCCUUCUUGCGAAAGUGGCACUCCUCGCACUGAGCGCAAUGCCCUGGCUUCAACAUUUGCUGUCAAACCACACGCCGCCCGAAUCGUUGUAGAAGGCGCCCCACCAAUCCCGACGAGACGCUGCCGACCCCUUCCGCCAGUCCCUUCUGAUACGCCUAGACCCACACUGGGCCGUAUGCCAGUAUGGCAUGGGUUACAUAUGACACCUUACGAUGGAUCCCGUGAAUCAGCCAAGAGAGACUUUGGAUCAAGCCUCAUGCAGGUCCCGCAAUCUUCCCCUGUCGACAUCUCGCUCAAGACCCGAUUAGAAUUUGAUCUUGGACAACUCUUCCAGAGACUCGAAUGCGAGAAUAGAUCCAUCGAUUCCACUUCAUCUGCCCUUCAGCUGGAUCUGGGGCCGCGAUGUGGCGCACCUGAAGAAGAACCACCUGUCCAAGCGCCGGACGCUGCGCUGGGAUCAGACCUCUCCUCGCCUCUUACGAAUGACAACGUGCUCCGCUUCGAUACGAUUGAUGCGAUCAACUGUGAUGAGGUGGAGUCUCCCCUCUGCGCAUUGGACAUCUUCUCGCCCCGACUUCCACCCGCUCCGGUUCUACGCAGUUUGACGGAUCCUCAUCCGAUCUCUCCCUUGGCUCUGCCCUCCACUUUGGGAGUGGACCGAAAGGGUGAGAGGAGUUACUUCACGGUUACAUCGUCUCAGGAUCCUACAUCCAGCGAAGGCGAUAACAAGGUAGUCUCGAAGGCGCCCUUAUCGAGUCUCGGUGCUCCUGGCUUGACGGCCAAUCAGUCGACCCUGACCACAGGUUCAUCUUGGGACCUGAGUUCCACGCAGUCUUCGUUCUCGAUGGGACUCGGGGCCUCUAUGACCUCCUGUUCGAGUCGAUUCCUGAGUCUCAAGGAGAGAGAUCAUGAGGCUCAAUCUCAUACCACUCUGAGCGAGAUCGUUUCGCGGACACAAUCCGCCACGAGCCAGGACGAGCUGUCGACCCGAAGAGACUGGGACGAUUUUGGCUUUCCUGUGCCAAGUCGAUCAUUUGACGCACUCUUCGAGCCAUCUUUCCGAGUCCGGGCCGGCGAGCAGACUAAGCCGGUCAGAGACCUCCUCGACAAAGGCGAUAAAGCGGAAGAACCCUGGCAUUCCGGCUACACCUCCAGCGAGCUCGCUUUCGACAUCGAUGGUCUGCCACAUAUCUCACUGCCCGAAACGCUACUUGAAGAUCCUCCAGACCCUCCAAAGACGUACCAGCUCCUUCCACGAGCAUCCAUCGCCACGGAUACCUACAUUGAAGUCGGAGCUUGGUGGAAUGCGGCGGGUCUGAGAGGGCAGAACCGUUCUGAGCGGAGAAAAUCAGCCAUGGACUAUGAUUCGCUUCUUGAGCCGAGAUAG
Kockovaella imperatae is the source of this 1455-nucleotide messenger RNA. RefSeq lists its product as hypothetical. The record is from RefSeq and is a predicted model, not a curated record. Bases 1 to 1455 code for a protein of 484 amino acids. Lineage: Eukaryota; Fungi; Basidiomycota; Tremellomycetes; Tremellales; Cuniculitremaceae. The transcript has a single exon.